Molecule: messenger RNA, 1791 nt
Organism: Histoplasma mississippiense
Lineage: Eukaryota; Fungi; Ascomycota; Eurotiomycetes; Onygenales; Ajellomycetaceae
Exons: 3
Coding region: 1-1791 (596 amino acids)
Source: RefSeq, a predicted model, not a curated record
AUGCCGCCACUACGGAGCUCUCUCUCUCUCGAAAGACAACCACGGAGCACCGACUCAUCGCUCAACCGGGGCCCAAACCCAGGCCCAGGGUCCCCCGUCGUCGCCGGCGGAAUCGGCUUUAAACGCACCCUACUCAGCUCGUCCUUCUCGCGCCUCUCGUUCUCGCGCGGCGGAAACCUAGGCAGCGCGAGCAGUAGCCCUGAGACUACCAGCGCCGGCACCGGUACGGGCACCGAUGCACCCCAGGCGCAAUCGCAUGCACAACACAGACCGGAUAAUGAGGGUAGAGCGGCGCCCGGGGACGGCGUGGUGGGGGGGAAGAGCAUUGGUGGAGGCGCCAUGGCGAGCGCGCUCCAGCAGCAGCAGCAGCAGCAGCAGCAGCAACAGCAGCGCAAGGCGCGGAAGAGGAAGGGGUCGUUGCGCAAGACGGCGCUGUCGGGGACGGGGGCGUUGAGGCUGGAGGGGAGGGAGAAGAGAGGGGGUUGGGGUCGAGGGGUUUCUUCCACUUCUGCCUCUACAUCUACAUCUACAUCUACAUCUACAUCCACUUUUACUUCGUCUACGGCGGCUACGAAGGGGGUUGCGGAUCUGCAUGGAGAUCGGGAAGCGGAGAUGGGACGGGAUAGUGAGCGUUGGGGCCGUGAUGCUACGGUUAAUACUAGUACAGUUGGUGGUGGGGGUCUACUGCGCUCUCCGCCGAUUUCUCCUUCCGCGCUGGACGGGGAUGGGGAGGAAGGAGUGUCCCCUCGACUGAAAAGAACUCCGCCUUUACCUCUGUCUGCGCAACCGAACCAUCCUCCGGCUCCCUCACAUACUCCGCCGCCGAUCCCGCCCCCGCCAUCUCGGACCUGGAUUGCGAAGGGAUCUCCUCCUCCGGGUAUCAAGCAGCAGGGGGAACAAGGGGGACAGCGGCGACACCAACACCGCUACCAACAGCAGGCUCCCCAGGAACGAUUACAAUCAAAUUCCUCGAACCAUUCCGACAAUCUCGACGACGACAAACGCGGCGUCCUUGAUUUCCGCUCCACCCCCCAUCAAACACCCACUUCCACUUCAACUUCACUCACGCGCCUCGACAGCAACGCCAGCACCACCACUACAACAUCCACAGCUUCCAAAACGCCGACCACCAGUAGCAGCAGCAGCAGCAGCAGCAGCAGCAGCAACAACAACAACAACAACAUCAGCAGCGUGGACCAAGACGCAGACACACAACCCACCACCGCGCCGCGCCGUCCCGUCCCAUUCAAGAUCUCCACCGGUUCCCUUUCUUCAAGUUCAGACUCCUACUACCCCCCCGUCUCACAAACAACAAAAAAAAUGCCGUCUUCCACCCGCCUCCGCUCCACCUCCCGCCGCGUCAGGUCGCCCUUAUCACUCUCAGGCGCGGAGCCAACAGGCGUGGGCGCCGUAGACGGCAUCCCUGACACUACCCCAUUGACAACAGCACCACCAUCUGUAUCCGGCAUAUCAGUAUCCGAUGAAUUCCCUCCAACAACCGCAGCCAAGUCCACUUCACCCAACUCUGCCGCUGCAGCAGCAGCCACCAGCUCCACGCUUGAAGCAUGGGACUACGCCGAGACGGAGUGGUGGGGGUGGAUAAUCCUAGUCGUGACGUGGCUGGUCUUCGUGAUCGGGAUGGGCAGCUGUCUGGGCGUGUGGAGCUGGGCGUGGGAUGUCGGCGAGACGCCGUAUGCGCCGCCGGAGCUGGAGGACGAUCCCACGCUGCCGAUUGUAGGGUAUUAUCCGGCGCUGAUUAUCUUGACGGCGGUGAUGGCGUGGACUGACUGA